AUGAGUCCAGAUAUAAAAUUGUUGGUCAUCGGAGCCGGCACUACCGGUCUCUUAAUUGCUCAAGGUCUCAAGAAAGCAGGCAUACCUUUCGAGAUAUUCGAGCGAGAAAUCUCGGCCAACGCAACAAACCGUGAUCGCAAUUGGUCGAUGGCCUUACAUUGGGGUUCACAACAUCUCAAUUCAUGUCUCCCGGAUGAAAUCCUCACGAAGAUAAGAUCUAUUGAAUGCGAUCCCUACUAUCAAGAUGAACACGGCGUCAUGCCACCUGUGUCAUUUAAAAAUGCGCAAAGUGGAGAGGUAUUAUUGGACCUCCCCUCUGAUGGUAUGCGACGUGUAAACAGAAGGAAAAUGAGGAGCUUGUUCUCCGAAGGUCUUCAUAUACAAUACAAUAAGAGGCUCACCUCCUUUACAGCCUCGGAUACAACUGUCAUGGUUACGUUCGAGGAUGGCACCUCGACAAGCGGAACCCAUCUUGUAGGAGCAGAUGGGGCAAAGUCCUUACUUCGUACCAAUCUAAUUGGGGACAGAGCAGCCCUCACACUUCUGCCGUACACGUUUUACAAUUUUAAAACGAACUUUACAGCUGAGCAGGCUCGUUAUCUUAAAGAUACUUCUGCUUUCCAUCCUAUCAUGAACUUUGGUAUCAACCAAGAGCUUAGAACUCUCGCCAUGGUGACGAUUUUAGAUGUUGCGAAUAGGGAUAAACCCGAGACUUGGACAUUUCAGCUAUCGUGGAGUGUUUUUGAGAAGGAUCCAGAAUAUCGAGCACGGGUGACUACUAUGAGCAACGAGGAGAAAUUGAAUUUCUUACAAAGCAACGCGGAGCUAUGGAUGGAUCCGUGGAAAAGCGCGCUCAAAUGGGUGCUAAAGGGAACUGAAAUCCCUGUAGACUUCUGUAUGCUGUGGAAGGAACCCGUACAAUGGAACAAUCAUCAAGGUCGUGUAACCCUUGCAGGUGAUGCGGCUCAUCCAAUGCCACCUCAUCGUGGUCAAGGUCUCAACAAUGCCAUCCAAGACGCCGCCAAUUACAUCGAAGCCAUCAAGAAGAUCAGAAAUGGAACAAGCUCUGCUGUAGAAGCCAUAUCUGCCUACGAUAAUGAAGUAUUCGAGCGAGGAAAGAAAGAGAUAAACAUAUCUGCCGCUUCAGCUGUAGCAACGCACGAUGUGGAGAGUUUUAAGCAGGGUCCUCUGUAUAAAAUGGGUAUCCAACAGCCUAAAGCAGUGGAUGAGGUAGCUGUUGCCGCUUUGGCUUAG
Molecule: messenger RNA, 1254 nt
Organism: Sclerotinia borealis F-4128
Lineage: Eukaryota; Fungi; Ascomycota; Leotiomycetes; Helotiales; Sclerotiniaceae
Source: the annotation of a GenBank genome assembly